AUGACGAGGCCUCAGAUUAUACGCGCUGAUACACUCGACCUCCAAGACCAUGAUACACCGUCUGCGAAGGAUCACACAAAACAACCCGAAGCACCAGCUCCUCUAGGGGCCGGCCGGCCUGCCCCCCAUCAAGAAUCGUCGAUUCGUCAUGCGGAAGAGGAUUCGAAAGCGGAGAUAAUGGGUGGACCGGGAGCAGGUGGACAUGGGAUGUAUGAAGAUGGGGACGACACGGACGAUGAUGAUAUGGGAUCAAAUGGACAUUACGAUCAUGAAGAUGGCGAUUUGGCCGAUGGCGAAAGCGAUGAUCUUCUUGAUGAUGAUCUAAUGGACAAAAUCUCUAGUUCUCCCUCAAUUGAUGAUGAGGAUAUUGACUUCGAAUUUGUCUACGCUCUUCACAAUUUUGUCGCAACUGUUGAUGGGCAGGCGAAUGCCUCAAAGGGAGACACCAUGGUUCUUUUGGAUGAUAGCAACAGCUAUUGGUGGCUGGUUCGCGUGGUCAAAGAUGGAAGCAUUGGGUACCUCCCGGCCGAGCACAUUGAAACACCUACCGAGAGACUUGCCCGAUUAAACAAGCACCGUAAUGUCGAUCUCUCGGCGACCAUGCUUGGUGAUAAUUCCGAAAAGUCUAAGAAUCCUUUGAAAAAGGCGAUGCGCCGACGGAAUGCGAAGACUGUUAACUUCGCACCCCCGACAUACAUCGAGGCCUCAGACGUUGAGUACUCUUCGGACGACGAUUCCGAACAUGGCGACUUCUUCAAUGACGAUGAAACCGUUGAAUCGGAAGAAGGGGACGCCCAGGAACAGACUGAAGAUAUUGUGGUGGAACCCCUCAGACCGAAGGCACAGAAGGAAAAGCCCGCAGAGCAGGCAGAGGCGGAACUACAAGAGAAACAAGAGCCGGAGCGUUCGAUUUCGGACCCCCGACGCUCCAGCGAAGAAUUCUUCGACCCAGAAGAACCCACCGUCAGUAGAUCCAGAAAUGGUACUGUACGGAACACGGAUUCCUUCUUCAAGGACGACACUGCCGAACCGAAGAAAAUAUCUCUUACACCUAACUUGCUGCGCGAUGAGUCCAACAACAAUAACAUCAACAAUGGUCUGGCUGAGUGGAAAGAGCCUCGUGGAAGUAUGGAAAGUAUCGAGAGUAAAUUGUCUUCUCAAGAUAAGGUGAAAGAAGAGAAGAAACGCAAAGACAAGAAGUCGGGAAUGCUCAGUGGACUGUUCAAAAGGAAAGACAAGAAGGGCAAAUCAAUCGACGACUAUGAAGAAGCCGAAAGGUCUCCAGCAGAGUCGAAUUUCCGAGCCUCGCCGCAACCGAAGACCUCAUCCGAGUCCCUUUCGCCGGAACAAAGACCGUCCAGGCCUCAGAAACAAGCCACCAACAAACUACAAAAGCAACCCCCAGCGACGAUGUCACCAACGAGAGUCGAGGGUCAGUUUGCGACAGAGGCGGCCAAGGAUGCGAGCCAAUCCGGGCAGUCUAUCCGUCGCGUGGCCUCGGAGGAAUCGGGCAAUAUGGAAUCGAGUCGAGGAAUAGUGACAUCCCCGGUCAGCCAGCCCAGCCAGCCCAGUCCUUCAAAGGACUCGUUUGCAACUGCCGAAUCCAGAGAACAGCUGGUAUCUCCGAUUGAACGAUCUUCCAGCGAAGUACAAUGGCGAGGAACAUACGAACCCAAGACGACAGUGCAGCCAUCCGUGGUCUCGCCACCACAAAAGUUGAUGCCAAGAGUGGUCACCGACUACGAUCGAGCGAUGGGCGUGGAGUCCCCCGUCGAUGUUUCUCCUGUGGGGGAGCAUAUACCCAUCGCCGCCGCCCCAGGGUUGACGGCAGAUGCCGGACCUCGGACGCACUCCACGUCUCCAUUCUCACCCCCGUCGUCUCCUGAAGUCGACGUGAACGACCUGAAGAGUAGCGAGGCUGCUCCAGGUUCUGUGGACACAUUUUCAGAUACCCCGACCUGGAGUGACGCUAGCUUACGAACCUACAUGGACGAUGAAAAUGACAUUCGCGACCUAUUCAUUAUUGUCCACGACAAGUCCAAUAUUCCCCCGGCUGGGACUGAUCAUCCGGUUACUGGUCGCCUUUUCAAGGAAGAGAGCAAACGUCUAAAAGAGAUGAACAAUCAACUCGACGAGAUGCUUGUGAACUGGAUGUCCCAGCGAGCGAGGAACAACAGCCUGCGAAGCCCGCAGAGCCCGACCGCUUGA
Penicillium waksmanii is the source of this 2208-nucleotide messenger RNA. RefSeq names its product SH3 domain-containing protein. Gene Ontology annotation, cellular component: cell tip; microtubule cytoskeleton. Gene Ontology annotation, biological process: establishment or maintenance of actin cytoskeleton polarity. The record is from RefSeq and is a predicted model, not a curated record. Lineage: Eukaryota; Fungi; Ascomycota; Eurotiomycetes; Eurotiales; Aspergillaceae. Gene Ontology annotation, molecular function: protein binding. The coding region runs from base 1 to 2208 and encodes 735 amino acids. The transcript is spliced from 7 exons.